This is a messenger RNA of Musca domestica (house fly), 654 nucleotides long. RefSeq names its product GATA zinc finger domain-containing protein 15-like. The record is from RefSeq and is a predicted model, not a curated record. The transcript has a single exon. The coding region runs from base 1 to 654 and encodes 217 amino acids. NCBI's taxonomy places the organism in Eukaryota, Metazoa, Arthropoda, Insecta, Diptera, Muscidae.
AUGACUUCAUUUAAGGAAAAGAUAUCUGAACUUUGUGAUGAGUUGAAUCGUUUUGAAAUAGGAAAUUUAAAGAACCCGUCUCAAGAAACCAAGGAUGCGAUAUACAAAGUUAAUGAGAGUAUGGCAUUAAAUGUUUUUAUGAGAGGGGUUAACGCUGAAUAUCAGCCAAUUUUAUUGGCUAAUAUGCCUUCAAGCUUAAAUGAGGCGACCCAAAGAUGUAUUACAGCUGAGAGAAGUUUAGGUCUGGAUACGAAGGAUGUAUUCUUUGUAAAUAGAACAAAUAUAUCAAAUGAACAAAGUAAACCUUAUAGACAAAGUUAUAGAUACAAUUAUGACGAUUACAAUAACUCGUACAGAAACAAUUACAAUACACGAUACAAUAUCGGUAAUCGAUGCAGUGAUAAUUAUGGAAAUCCAGGUGACCGCAAAAAAUUCAGCAAUAGUCAUAGCAAUAAUCGCAAUAACUAUCAAGGAAACAACAAUAAGAAUGCAGAAUAUAAAAAUAUACACGGCAAUGUGGAAUACAAUAAUGGUAAAAAUGGCAGAAUCAAGCAUACGGAAGACAGAAAUUAUAAGGAUUUUCCAUGUUCAUGUCAACAGGGAAACUCAGACGGCCGGAUGAUGGAAGAAUUUAUCCAGGAGGCCCAAAAUUAA